AUGGUUUCGCAAGCACGGCUUCUCGAAGACAAGCCAGGCCUUUUGCCUGGAAAUUCUCGCCCGGAAAGUCAUUGUUGUUCAUCAGUCUACAUAGUCCCAUCUAAAAGGCGUAGAGAGUCCACUUCUAAGUAAGUGAUCCUGAGCAAAUUCCAAUCUCAUUUCGAUCGCUAUGGCUGGCGGCGUGGAGAUGUUCGAACUGGAGCUGGCAGCGGGGUUGGAGUCCCUGGCCACGGGCAACGGCAGCUACCUGAGCUUGGCAUGGAUCCAACAAGCGCUGGAUCUGGUGAGCCACACACAGGGCGAGAUGAUGGCGCUGGUGCCCGAUCACCUCCAGCAAGCCUUGCAGGAUCGGGACGCCAAUUGGCUGCGCGCGUGCGUGUGCGACACGGACAAACUCCUGGGCGUGUGUGACGUUCUGGUCAGGAGUAUCGCCGACGUCCGCUACUACCAGAUGUUUGUGCAGCUGGCCUUGCAAUCGGUACAAAGCAGGAAGGCGAUGCGCGCUCGGCAGCUCCUCGACAGCUGCAUUCGCACGAUGCCCCUCUUGUCCACCAGCAGCAUCGUCGACAGCAACGAGACGAGCCGCCUCAGCUUGCAGAGGGCCAACCUCGAAAGGGGCAUUCAAACUCUCCUGGCUAUCUGGGAAUUCGAAGCUGAUGGUGGAAGAACAACACUACAGCUAGACCAGGAGGUCGAGGAGCUUGAUGAUGGUAGCCGGGUUUUCCUCUCCACUCUCCACGGCACCAGAAGCACAUCCAUCUUCGUGCUCCUGGUUCUCGCGGUCGGGCUCACCGUCCGGCCCAGGCUGCCAAGCAAGGAGCGGAGAUCCCAGCCCCUCGGCAUCCGCGCUAGCAAAGAACCCCUCUGGCUCGAUCCGCUCGUGCGCCUGCUCAAGAGCGUCAAAGAGGAGAUCAGCAGCCGGAACGAGCAGGCGCCAUUCUCUUUCCUGUGCGAGCUCCAGAGUGUGGAUCAAUGGGUCCGACAGCUGCGCGCCCUCAUUAUCCACGGGGAUCCGCAGGACGACCGCGCACUGGCGGACUGCGUCAAGGCGCUCAAGAACAGCGUGGAUCAAGUGGAGUUGGCGUUGCCGCUCAUCGAGGCGCAGGUGAUCCAGAUCCGCAACAUUAUCACCUCCAUCCGCACCAUCGUGCUGCAUCUCCUCCACAAGAGCAAGAAAAAGAUGGUUUAAAAGAGUUCUACAGAAAAUGUGGUAGUUUCUUUGGGAAAUCUCCUAGGAAUAUCCGUCCUGUUUCAAAUUCUAGCAGUCGUAUGAUC
Messenger RNA from Selaginella moellendorffii, 1275 nucleotides. RefSeq lists its product as uncharacterized. The transcript has a single exon. Lineage: Eukaryota; Viridiplantae; Streptophyta; Lycopodiopsida; Selaginellales; Selaginellaceae. The record is from RefSeq and is a predicted model, not a curated record. The coding region runs from base 170 to 1189 and encodes 339 amino acids.